AUGAUACAGAAAUUGGAAUUCGCUUUCCUAUUUCAGAUUCCAAUCGGCAUCUUGAAACCAGCCCGGUUGAGAAAGGAGGAGGGUUGGAGACCGUGGCGAAGUCUCCAUAAAAGUUCUCCAUCUGCCACUCAUCGUAUUGACGCCACCGAAAAUUACACUGGCCCGGACGUCACCCGAGCUACCAAGGGCCGCGCAGGCUGUUCGGGGAUUGAGGCACACGGCGAAAACUCGGCGGUCAGACCCUCUUCAUCGCUCUCUGCCAACCUGGGACGUGGCAACACAACGACGGCUGACGAAGAUCGACGCAACGACGACGAAGAUACCACGUUCAAGAAAUGGCUUGGAAACACAGAGCCUUCUACUCACGCGCGAUAUAUCGAGGCACGCAAGGCAGCAGCCAUAGCAGUGGCAAAAGCCAAAUCUGAUUCCUGGGAGAAGUUCGGCGAGGCGUUGGAGUCGAAUUUCUACACGGCAAAAAAAGUAUUCUGGCAGACCAUCCGCCGGCUCCGAGAAGAAAAGAACGGCAGUCUCAAAGUCCUGAAGGACAGAACUGGACACUCUUUUAUCAAGGAUGAUGACAUUCUUCGGCGAUUGAGGGAGUACUUUGAGGAACUCCUUAACCCCACGCAACCGCAGGAAGACUCGCCUGUAGAGCAGAAGGGCGAACAAGGCAUGUGCUGGCUAACACGUGUCUGUCAGACUGCGAUGACCGCGGGAAAGACACCAGCGGACUGGAGAACGGGAGUUAUUGUACCCGUAUUCAAGAAGGGAGACCACAAAGAAUGCUCCAAUUAUAGGGGCAUAACGUUAUUGAGCCUCCCAUGUAAAGUCUGUGCAAAGGUGCUGGAAAGGAGGUGCUGCGAAGUCGAGAAGUGCUCCCUAAAGAAGCACGCAGCCAAGUGCGACGUGACCGGCAUGCGUGGGAACGCAUCUAAAACGAAAAGCCUAGUGUUUUCUCGUUCUUCUGCCCGUUGCUCUCUUCAGAUUAACGGAGAGGCAGUGGAGCAGGUGGAGAAGUUCAGACGAGUCGCUGGCCUUGCGCUGAACAUGGUCGGAAAAACAGAUGUCCUUGAUGUGCUUGGUGUAGAACGGCUGUUUCUUCAGAUUGAGAAGACACAGCUGCGAUGGUUUGGCCGUGUGUUGCGAAUGCGUUCAGAAGAAAAGGAUAAGCAGCUCUUUCUUGCAAUCCGACCGGCAGAAGGCCCAAGGGACUCGACGAUGUUGCUGAUUUUCACUUUUGCUUGCCUUCUUCUUGUCGCCAACGGAGAAAUGAUGCCUGGUGCUCCUGUUGAUCAGGAUACCACAGAUCCGAAGGCCAUCGAAGUGGCGUGCGAUGGCGUGAAAGCACUGAACAGAAAGCUGACAGGCAAUGUUCAUCAACAGCUGGUCGGAAUCAAGAGCUUUAAAACACAAGUCGUCAGUGGCAUAGCGUACACCGUUAAGUUUUACGUGGCGGAGUUCAUGAAUCAGCCGAGCCACCCUGGUGAAAUGAAGCAUCCUACGGUUGUGAAACUUUGUACAGUUUCACGCAUCGAUCGGCCUUGGGAUCCAAUUCCUCCUUCGACGAACGUAGAAGUACCUUGCGAAAGUGUGCCAGCUGGCCAAGGUCCGAAGCAUUUGCAGAAGAUAAAAUGCUAA
This is a messenger RNA of Soboliphyme baturini, 1638 nucleotides long. NCBI's taxonomy places the organism in Eukaryota, Metazoa, Nematoda, Enoplea, Dioctophymatida, Soboliphymatidae. The record is from the annotation of a GenBank genome assembly.